AUGGCGCUGGGGUCGCUGGCGGACCACCUGCUGCUGGACAGCAGGGACAACGGCAACGGCAACGCUCCCCGAGCGGAAGGCGGAGCAGCGCGCGCUGAGCUGGGAGACGCGCAUGCGCGUCGCGCUGGGCGCCGCCCGGGGCUGGAGUACCUGCACGAGACGGCCAACCCGCCCGUGAUCUACCGCGACCUCAAGUCCUCCAACGUCCUCCUCGACGACGCCCUCUGCCCCAAGCUCUCCGACUUCGGGCUCGCCAAGCUGGGCCCCGUCGGCGACCGCUCCCCGCGCGUGAUGGGCACCUACGGCUACUGCGCCCCCGAGUACGUGCGCGCCGGCACCCUCACCGUCAAGACCGACGUGUACAGCUUCGGCGUGCUGCUGCUGGAGCUCGUCACCGGGCGGCGCGCCGUGGACUCCACCAGGCCCGCCGCGGAGCAGCUGCUGGUGGCCUGGGCCAUGCCCAUGCUCCGGGACAGCAAGAGGUACCGCGAGCUGGCCGACCCGCUCCUGCGGGGGGACUUCCCGGAGAGGGACCUGAAGCAGGCCGUGGCCGUGGCCGCCAUGUGCCUGCAGGAAGAGGCAUCCGCUCGCCCGCUCAUGAGCGACGCGGCCAUGACGCUGGCAUACCUCGCAGAAGCGGCGGCGGCGGCAAGCAGCAAUACUACGCCUAGCUAG
Messenger RNA from Miscanthus lutarioriparius, 675 nucleotides. The record is from the annotation of a GenBank genome assembly. Lineage: Eukaryota; Viridiplantae; Streptophyta; Magnoliopsida; Poales; Poaceae.